AUGGCGGAUUCAUCGCGGGUCCAGUGUUUUCGUUGUGGUGGUUUCGGUCACUUCUCCCGAAACUGCGUCUGGCCCGGUUUCGGCGGCAGGGGCGGUGCUGGUGGCGGACUACCCCGCAGUCUUCCCCCAGCCGCGCACGCCGCCGCGGUAGGCGACCGCAACGCGCGCGCCCUCUGCGCUGCGUGCGGGCACUUCGGGCACACAGAGGCCAAGUGCGGGCGCGACCUCCCCAUGGGUCCCCUCCCGCCGCACCCCAUGGGUCCCCACUUCCCCCACCCCGACCUCCACCGCCCUUUCGAUCCGCGUUUCCCUGGCGGAGCCAUGCCGCGCUGGCCGCGAAUUCCGGGAUUGGACGACGAUCCACGUAGGCUGUACCCCAGGGGCCCUGCUGGUUGGCGCGGGCCUCCUCCUAGAGAUGACACGUGGCGACCCGCGCGGCGGGAUAUACCCGGGAGGGGGGACUAUGGCGCGGAUGCGGGGGAGCGGGAGGAUAGGCGCGGUCCAGGGUGGUUGGAAGAGGCUGAAAGGGGUUUCGCUAGGUCCAGAAUGGAGGCUGGGGAGAUUCGCGACGAGGAGGCGGGGGAGAGAGCAGGGAGGGGGGGCGACGAGCGAUGCAAUGGUGGGCAAUUUCCCCGGAGGCUAGCGGGAGGCCUUCCCCCUGGGCCGUUGGAGGGGGGGAGCAGCGAAUUCAGGCAGCCGCGCAGCAGAGAGCGCAGGGACGGGGAUGGCGGAGGGAUGGGGGAGUUUGCGGGUGCGUAUGAUGUGAGGCUGGGGCAUGGGCGCGGCGGGGGAUUUCCGCAUUCUGGUGGCGCAUGGGCGGAGGAUUUUGUUCCGCUAGGGUGGGGGGAUGGGUGGGGCGGGGAGAGCUCGGGGGUGUGGCAUGGCGCGCUGGAUGCGGGCGCGGGCGGCGCUGGUGGCGGGCCUGGCUGGGGCGCUGGCGCGGAUAGGGAGGUGCGCGGGGAUGUUCGGGGGGAAGGGCGUGGGGAGUUUUCUGGUAGGCGGGGGGAGCGGGGGAGCUAUGGGGGAGCUGAGGACCCUGGGGAGGGCUGGUCGCGGCUCCGGAGGGGGGAGAUGGUGGUAGAUGAGCGGGAGGGGCGGGAAGGAAGGGCUUAUAACGGGUAUGAAGAGUGGGAGGGUGUGGAGGGAGAAGGAAGGAGGGGGUGGGGGAGGAGAGGGGUGGAGGGGCAGAGAGAGGAGGUUGAGAAGGGCGAGGUAAGGGAGAGAGGGGAUCAAGCGGAUGAAGGGGAAGUGGGGGUGGAUGAGAGAGAGGAGGGGGAGGAUGUGGAAGAGGGAUGCGUAGAGGGGUCCGUAGAGGGACGAACGGAGGGAAGAAUGGAGGGAAGAAUGGAGGGGAGGGAGAGGCCAUUAUCUUUGUCGCCUAAGAGACGAGCCUCUAAGAGUCCUCUUGAGAAUGGGCCUGGAUUGAGCGAGCAUGGUAGUGAGGCGAGGAAGGAGAGAGAAAAGGGAAGGGGAAAGACGAGAGAGAGCGAGAGGAGGACGAAGGAGGUGGAUAAAGAGAAAGAGAAGGAGAAGGAGAAUAAGAGGGGGAAGGAGAAGGAAAAGGAGAGGGAUAGGGAGAAGGUUAGGGAGAAGGGGAAGGAAAGAGAGAAGGAGAAGGGGAAGGAGAAGGAGAAGGAGGAGAAGGAGAAGGAGAAGGAGAAGGAGAGGGUGAAGGAAGGGGACAGAGUGAAGGAUAAAGAGAGGGUGAAGGAGCGAGAAAAAGUGCGGGAGAAGGGGAGAGGUAGGGAAGCCAAUGCAGCCACUGCUGCUACCGUUCCAGAGCUAGACAAGGAGCGGGCGAGUAGCAAAGUAGAUGCUGAAAGGCCGCAAGAGGAGAAAGCAGAGAGCUUGAAGGACGAAUCGGGGGCGUCGCGACCUAGGAAGGAGGAUACGGCAGUGGGAGAUCUAGUGGCAAUGACUAUUGAGAAGGUGGAUCGUGGUCCUGUGUUGAAGCAACAUGUGGAUGAGCAGGAGGCUGGCGGUGGAAAGGCUGCUUUGGAGUUGACACACAAGUCACCAGAGGAGAGGGUUGGUGAGAAGGCAGCUAUGGAGAGGGCUGCGAGUGAGGUGGUAGUUAGGGAUACGAUGACUGCUAGUGACACGGGUGCUAGGGAGACGGGUUCAAGUGAGGGAGUAGGUAGGGAAGAAGUUAGUGAAACGAAGGCUAGGGAUAAGACUAGUGAGGCAGUAGAAGGCAGGGAACAGGUUAAGGGUGAGAAGGUGACUGAAGCCUGUCUAAUUGUACAACGUGAAUCAUCACCUGUGCCGUCGAGUCGACCUCCAGGUGAUUCUUCAGGUGGUAGUUCACCCAAAUUACCUGCUAGGCUUGCUUCUGGCAGUGCUGCCUCCGAGCCUGCCACCAUACCAGCGGCCAGCAUCCCCAAACCUGAGGGAGCUUCCGAGCCUGCCACCGUGUCUGACACCACAGCUUCCGAUAUGGAGGCGCGGGCUUCCAAGGCUGCUGCUGGCGCCGAGCCUGCUGCGGCUGAGCCUGCACUUGCGGAUAGGGUUUCAUUGCAGCUCUGCCCCUCGUUCUCCCGCCCGUUUGGUGGGUUUGGAGAAGUGGGGGGUACAGACGGGCCGUGGUGGCCUCCCAAUGCUGGGAGAGAGCCUUUAAGUAAGGAGCAAGCAAGUAAAGAGCAAGUGAGUGAAGAGCAAGGGGAACCGGUUGGGGGUAGUGGCCUGGGGGAAGGAGCUCCUGCUAGAGUAGAGGGGGAAGGUGGUGCGGUUGGAGGUGAAGGAGAGGGCGUGACAGGUGGAGAUGCAGGGGAGCGCGAUGUGGGUAGAAAUGAGAGAGGAGAGGGACAGGUGGAUGCUGGUGGGGAUAAAGGGGGGAAGCAGCUGGGUGAUGCAGGGGCUGUGGCACAGGCAGAGGAGGGUACAGCAGGGGCGAAUUUGGGUGCAGAAGGGGCGGAGGGAGGGGAAAAAGCGGCUGGAAGGAGUUUAGAUCCUUGUAGAGGCGAUUGCAGGGAGCUUGAGGCACAGAGGCGUGAGGCUGGAGGAGUUGAGGAUGGGAGUGAUCAGGCUGGGUGCAACAGAGGGGUGGGUGAACGGAGGCUGGUGGUGGGAGGUCCCGUUGAUGGGAUGCAAUCGGAGGAAGAAGUGCAAGGGAGGGCAGGUAUAGAGACAGGGAGGGAAAGGGGUGAGGAAGUGAGGCUUGCAGAAGGUUCGGUGAAAGGAAGGCAAGGGGGAGAAGAAGAUCAGGCGCGGAGGGAUGCUGCUUCUUCUUCUGCUGCUGCUUGUACUGCUUCUGGUGCUGUUGCUGUUGCUGCUGCGGCGACUGCUGUUGCUGUUUCUGCUGAAGGUGUCGAGAGGAAUGAAGUGGAGUGUAGGGAGGCGGAGAAGGAUGGUGGCUCAGGUGCUGCUGCUGACGCUACUGUUGCUGAGGUGGCAGGUGCUGUUGCAGCAGGAGCCACGGUUGUGACUGAUUCUGAGGUGGCAGGUGCUGAGGCGGCAUGUCUGGAGGUGGCAUCUGUUGAGGUGGCAGGUGCUGAGGUGGUUACUGCGGAGUUGCAGAGUGUGGAUGAGAGGGUGGAGAGGUUGAUGCAAGGCGUGGUGCUCGUGGCUGGGAAAGAGAAGGACAUCAUUUUUGAGCUGCUGAGUGCAGCAGCAACGUUGGUGGAGGAGCAGUUGGAGAAGGAACUGGGAAUCCUGUGCGAACCUGUCGCUGGUACUGUCUCUCCCUUUAAGCGUAUGGUGCUCCACUUGCAAGCACUAGUCUCUCCCUUCAAGCGUAUGGCGUCCACCAGGCGAGGCUCGUCCCUCUCCCUGCAAGCAGCAGGCUCCUCUGUUUCGCUGCAGGGCGCGAGGGAGUCAGGGGUUGACAUGGCUGCUGCUGCUGCGGAGCUGGUAAUGCGGAAUGCGCUCUUGGUUCAGCAGUUUGGCCUGGCGAUCCUGGGAGAAGUCGAACCGAAGCUGGAGUUAGCUUCUCAGGGUGAGGGUGCUGAAGAGAAGUUUGGGAGAGAGAGGCAUGCUGGGACGGUGGAGAGCGGUGCUGUGGUUCAAGGGGAGGUACCAGGGUCAGCAGCUACAGGAGCAGCAGCAGCAGAGGCAGGAGCAGGCACACGAGAAGCAGGAGGAGCAGGAGAAGAAGGAAAAGGGGCAGGAGAAGCAGGGGCUGCUGUUGGGGCUGUGCGCGAAAGAAAUGGGGGAGGAGGAGAGGCGAAUGGGGUGGGGCGAGAGGGAGAGAAGGGCAAACCCAGGGAGGUGGAUGGUGGUGCCGACUUUGGUCGCAUUUUCAACCUGCUGACGGCUCAACUGGAGCAGCAGCACAUGCAUUCGCUACAGCAAGACUUGUUAGUGGAAAAGGACUCGAAACACGAGGGAACGUGCAUGGAGGAAGCAUUUUCAGAUGCGCAGGGAGAGCUAGGAGCGGAGGGAGGGCAGGGCGGGAGCAGCUCAGUUGCUGUCCCGAGGUUUGUUCCUUUCGCUCUGAACGUUUCUCCCUUGGGGGAGGCGAGUGGAGACGAGAAGGAGGGCGAAACUGAGAGUGAGAGUGAGAGUGAGAGUGAGAGGAGUGAUGGUGGUGAGCUUGGUGGGUCGGCCCAGGCUGCUCUCAGGGAGGCUGGGGCAAUGGCAGAAGAGGAAAGGAGAGGAAUGGAGUUGCGGACUGAGGCAGGAACUGAAGUGCGGGUUGGUGAAGCUGAGAGCAAUGGACUGUCUGGCGUGGGAGCUGGAGGGAAGCUUGGCAGUGGCGGUGGUGGUGGUGAUGGUGGGUCUGACCUACAGACCCAUAGCUCUAUGGAGGUUGACGGUGGUGCUGCUGUUCGAAAGGAUCCUGCCAGAGACGGAGAGAAGAAUGCCGGGAAGGUUUGUGCUGGUCGGGAUGGGGGAGUGGGGUUUGGAGAAGGCGAGGAGAGGGAGGAGCGAGGGAAGGAGACCGAGGAGGGAGGAAAGGGCGAGGAGCAGGAGAGAGAGGGAGGAAUGGGGGGUAAGGAGUCAGGGGAGGAUAGGUUUGGUGGAGAGAAGGAGAAUCUGGUUAAGAUGCAGGCAAGAGAAGAGAGGGAGGGGAGGAGGGAAGAUGGGGUAGCUGUUGAUGGAGAGAGCACGGUGGUGUCAAUCGAAGGGGUGCGUGCAGCUGUUGCUGCUGCAGUGGAACCAGUUAGUGGCAUGCAAGCAGCAAGUGUAGGGUUACCAGCAGCUACAAUGACGCCUGCUGCGCCUCUGAAUGCUGUGUCUGAUGCUCGCGUUUCUUCUAACUCUGAGCCUGCUGCUGAAGUGAAAGGCAAAGCACCAGGUUCUUCAGAAGCUUUGCAGCAGGAGAAGGGAGCUGUUGUUGCUACUGCUGCUACUGCAAGAGCAGCUGAUGUGGGGAUCCCUGCCGCAGAAGCUUUACCAGCUGAAACUGUAUCUGCUGAGGCUGUAGCGGCCGAAGCUGGGGCUGUAGCAGGUGGAGUUGCAACUGCCAAGGCAGCACCCGCGGAGUCUGUUGCUGCCAAUGAAGCAGAUGCUAAGGCUGCUGCGUGUGCACAAGUGGUAUCUGCUGACCGUAUAGCUGCUGCUGCUGAUGGGGUGACUGGUUGGACAGAGAAAAACACAGAGGUAGGCGGAGAGAGGAAGCAGGGAGUAGGGGAUAGUGGUGAGGGAAGAAGUGAUUCAGUGGAUGGCAUUAGGGAGAGGAGAGGAGCUGAAGCGGGUACAGAAGAUGGAGAGGAGGAAGGGGCGAGUCUGGAAGGUGCUGCCUCUCGUUCUCAUGAUCUUCCACAGCUGCAGGUGGAGCAGCAGGAACAGCACGAGGAGGAGGCGGAGGAGGCGGAGGAGAAGGAGGAAGGGGAGGAGAAAGGGGAGAAGGACGGGGAGGAGGAAAAAGAGCAACAGAAGGACAAGCAGCAGCAGCAGCAGCGGUGGUUGCAGGUGCCAUCUGAUCUGUUUUGGAACCGCAAUGCAGCAAAGGCAGGUCCGGUACUUAGGUCUCUCUUCCCAGGCAUAUUCACCACUAAGGGGCGCUUACCUAAGCAACAUUUUCUCAAGGGAAACUGGUACUACCGGGACGGUAUGGGCAAGGAGCAGGGCGGGGUGUCAUUCACGCGCCUGCAAUGGAUGGUCAGUGCAGGGUUGCUGGUGGAAGGAACGAGUGUGUGGCGCAAAGAGGACGACCUCUGGCUCCCUGUGGUGAAGCUCGCCCUGCUCACGCCCUACUUGUCACAGUUGCAGGACCCUGCGUUUGUUUUCGCCCUCGGGCUGAGAUUAGGGUUAGGGUUAGGGUUGGGUGUGGCCCCGCAGGUGCCUAUGGCUCGGGAUGGGUACCCCCUGGUGGUUCCGGGGUUGGAUGGGGCGGAAAAGGGGGUGGUGUUGCGUGGGCCAGUGUUUGCUGCUGGUGGAGGCAGGGAGGGAGUGGUGGAGGAGGAGGAUUGGGACCCUAGGCUGGACCGAGGGGUUACGGUGGAUGCAGGGAGCGGGAAACGCAGUUUGGUGGGGCAAAAGGAGGGGAGGGAUAGGGCUGAGAGGGGGGUGGUGUUGCGUGGGAAGGUGUUAGCUGCUGCUGGCGGCAGGGAGGGAGUGGUGGAGGAGGAGGAUUGGGACCCUAGGUUGGACCGAGGGGUUACAGUGGAAUCAGGGAGGGGGAAACGCAGUUUGGUGGGGCAAAAGGAGGGCAGGGAGGUGAGGGAAAGGAGGGAUGGGAGGGAGAAGAGUGGGGGCAGGGAGGGGGUAGAGAUGGAGGGGCGUUGGGAGGAUGUUGCUAGGGAGGGUGGCAGAGAGAUGGUCUUGGUGAGGAGUGCUGGGAGGGAGGAGCUCGUGGGUGAUGGGGGUCGAGGGGAUGGAGAUGGGGAUUCAGAGGAUGGGGAUGGGGAUGGGGUUGGAGAUGGGGUUGGUGAUGGGGUUGGGGAUGGGGUUGGUGAUGGGGUUGGGGAUGGGGUUGGGGAUGGGGUUGGGGUGGGGGAUGGGCUAGCGAUAUUGGUGCAGGCUGGGCUGCAGUCUGCCGCAUUAAGAGCUACUCCAGAACCAGAUAGUAGACUACAAUGUGGGAAACGUCUGAAUGAUAUGGGUAGGGGUUGCAAGGACGAGGAGGUGGAGGAGGGGGAGGAAACGUGGGAGAGGAUUGGGUUGAUUGGGGAGAUGGAGGGGAAGGUGGGAGGUGAGGGAACGGGGGAGAGGAUUGGGGGGAUGGAGAGGGGGGUGGGAAGUGGGGAUUGUGAGAAGAUGGAAGGAGCAGAGGCGGAGGGGAUAGGGGAGGGGAUGAUGGAGGGAGUAGGGGAGGGGAUGGGGGAGGCGGAGCAAGGGGUGGGGCAUGGUCUGCUGUUUCUUGCAGCAGCAUGGGAGUCGGUAGGUGGGGAAGUGGGUAUGGGAGGGGAGAAGGAGGAGAAGGGAGAGGGGCAGGAAGAGGAGAAAGCAGAGGAGCAGGCAGAGGGGCAGGCAGGCAAGAAGGCAGGGGAAGAGGCAGAGGAGAAAGAAGGGGAGAAGGGCGGGGAGAAGGGGCAGCAAGAAAGACCACUCGGGGAGGAAGGUUCUGUUUCUGACUGUGUCCAAGGACCAAGGGGUGCUGGCAGUGGUGGGUCAUCCUGUCCUCUAGUGGAGGGGGCUGCAGCAGCAAGGGGAAGAGGAAAAGAGGAUCUGACUAUGGGAAAUUUAAAAAAGGAGUCAGCUGGGAAGGGGGAGACGGAGGCGGGUGAUAGCAGUGCUGUAGAUUUGGAUGCUGCCUCAGGGUUGGGUAUCGAAGGAAGGGUGGGUACGGGUGCAGGAGAGGGGCCAAUGGGUGGAGGUGCAGGCACUGUAACAGCAGCAACAGCAGCAGCAACAGCAGCAGCAGUAGCAGUAGCAGCAGCAGCAGCAGGUGCUGGCACUGUAGCAUCAGCUGAUGGUGGAGCGAUGCUGGUUGGGGGUUCAACAGCAGGGGCUUUCUCAGGGUGUCUGCCCGAAGUGGGGCAGGAAAAAGAUUUUCUCGAGCUGCCACAGAAAAGUCUGGCUGAUGUGGGAAAGGAGAAGGAUUUUGUUGAAAUGCCGUUCAGCCGCUACUCCCGUCGCAGAACCAUGGGAGUUGUUAAAGCCCAUGUGCAUGCCAGUGCCCCUCUUGGCCCCUCCGUAGCCUCUCAUGUGAUCCCUACAGCCUCUGUUCCAGCUCCCACUACUGAGGUCGUUGCCUCUGAUUUGUUUGGUGCAGCUAGCGCUAAGUCUUCAGGUUUUGGUGCUGCUGCUUCCUCCGUUACAGUCACAGCAACCGAGGGGAUACUAGGGAAUCGCAGCAAGACGGAGGGGGAGGAUGUGACUGAAAAGGAGGUGAUAACCCUCCUCUCCUCAGGCCUCGUUAGUCCAGACCCCAUUCGUGAGCCUGUUCUUUCUACGGGGCGCUGUGGGGGGGAGGGUGGGGAAGAUACUACUGGUGAAGGUACAACUGGUGCAGGUGCAUGGGAGGGGAAGGCGGGGGAAGGAGAUCAGAGUGAGGGUGUGUGUUAUGGUGGAAGGAUGGAUGGGGGAAUGGGGGGCAGGAUGGAGAUGGAUGGGCAUGAGGCCUCAGGAUGGGGACGCAGGGGACAAAGAGAGGUGGGAAGCAGAGAGGAGGGAAAUGGAGAGGAGGGGCACAGAGAGGAGGGGCAUGGAGAGAAGGAAGUGUGUCCGGACGAGCGGCAUGCAGAAGGGGAGCAGCAGUACGAAUCAAUACCACAUGAGUAUAAGCCGUGGGUAGGGCCAGGAGUUGGGUGGGCGGACAGUAGAGGGCUGUCAGAUGCAGAUGACUCACGUGUGGCCACUCCAGAGCUGGCAGGGGCAGCUGCGCUCACCACUCUUGAGGUUUUGCCUCAAAGGCCACACGAGUACAAGGCAUGGGCAGUGCCAGGAGGGUGGGGGGAUGGUAGGGGUUUGUCAGACGCAGAUGACUCACGUGUGGCUACUCCAGAGCUGGCAGGGGCAGCUGCUCUCACCAUGCUGCUUCCCUCUGCUGAGAUGUUUGAGCUGACUCACAACAGGUCACCGCUGACUCACAACAGGUCACCGCUGACGCACAGCAGGUCACCGCUAACUCAGAACAGGUCACCACUGACUCACAACAGGUCACCGCUGAGUCACAACAGGUCACCACUGAUUUACAAGUCACCAUUGACUCACAAAUCACCGUUCAUGGAGUCGAUUCACAAGUCACCGUUGGUUGACGCAGCUCACGAGUCACCAAUGGUGGAGUCGACUCACAAGUCACCUGCUGCUGUGGUCACUGUGCGGCUAGCAGCAGAGCAGGGAGAGGCAGGUAAGGUGGGAGCUCGCAAGGCAAAAGGAGAGCCCGCAGAGUUGAGAGCUGGAGGAGGAGGAGAGGCAGGAGAGGGAGGAGAUGAAGGGGAAGCUGCGUGCAUUGGUGAAUUCAAGGCUGGCUGUGCCUCACUUGCUACGGCUGCGACUGCUGCGCGUGCUGAUGGUGUCGCUUCAGCUUCCGCCAGUGUUGGUGUUAACCCUGCUUUGAAAGCGGACGUGGAAUCACAAGGCUUCCGGAAAGAUGCUGAAGGAUUGGCUGGGGCAGCUGGAGGAGAUGGGUUAGGAAUAGGGAAGGGGGAGACGAAGCAGGGUGGGCAGAAGCAAGGAGAGGAGAAGCGGGGAGAGACGAAGCAAGAGAAGGAGGAACAAGAGGAGGAAGGGGACAGAGAGUCAGGGGAACUGGGGGAGUUUGCGGUUUGUGGCACUGACGGCAGUGGUGCAGCUGAUGGUGCUGGCGGUUGUGGUGUGGGUGCUGGUGGUGUUGCCGGUGGUGGUGCGGGUGGUGGUGGUAAUGCCGGUGGCGGUGCUGGUGGUAAUGCUGGUGCUGGUGCUGGUGGUGGUGCUGGUCGUAAUGCUGGUGGUGGUGCUGGUCGUAAUGCUGGUGGUGGUGCUGGUCGUAAUGCUGGUGGUGCAGAUGGAAUGAGUGUACCGCGAGAGAAAAGCAGCGGGUCAGCCGCUGCCGCUGCUUCACGGGAUGGGGGAGGAGCAGCAGAGAAACAGGGGCGUAAGGCACAGGGGCGGAAGGCACAGGAACGGGAGGAAGCACAGGGGCGGAAGGCACAGGAACGGGAGGAAGCACAGGGGCGGAAGGCACAGGAACGGGAGGAAGCACAGGGGCGGAAGGCACAGGAACGGGAGGAAGCACAGGGGCGGAAGGCACAGGAACGGGAGGAAGCACAGGGGCGGAAGGCACAGGAACGGGAGGAAGCACAGGGGCGGAAGGCACAGGAACGGGAGGAAGCACAGGGGCGGAAGGCACAGGAACGGGAGGAAGCACAGGGGCGGAAGGCACAAGGACGGGAGGAGGCAGCACAGGGGCGAGGUAAGCAGCAGCAGCAGCGCAGCCCCAUCACCCACCGGAGCCCCCUCAUUCAACGCUUACAGCAGCAACACACGCAGUCCCCUAGAAGCAUGUCUCUGGAAUCCGGGGAGGUGUUACCUGGGGACACCAUAUCAGGAGGCGUAGACUCCCCUGUUUCUUGCGGCGCCAAACCCACAGUUCGGAAAGGGGCGAAAGAGGAAGAGGAAGGGGAGGAGGCAGAGGAAGGGGAGGAUGCAGAGGAGAUACCCCGUGACCGGGCCUGUGGGCGUAUUCGUGGCUCCUUGACUGCCCUAUCUGCCCCUCCUGACCCUCCUGGCGCGUCUGACCCUUCUGCUCCGUCUGCUCGGUCUACCCUGCCUGUUUCGGUUCGGAAGCCUGUGGAGGUAGGGUUUCCGUACCUGCAGUCGUCGUUCUGGGUGCUGCCUUCUGCUUCGGUGGGGCGGGAGGUGCUGCCUCUCAUUCUGCCUGCGCAGCUGGGAGGAGGGGCUGCGCUGGCAGUCACUCGAGCAGCAGCAGCAGAGGAGGAGGAGGAGCAGGAGAGGCAGGGAGGUUAUGAGGGGCAGAUGCGGCAGAGGCAGGGGGAGCAGCAGCAUGUAGCUGCGGCAGCGGGGAAAGAGUUGGCCUUUGCCGCUGUGUCGAGUCAUCCUGUGGAGGGGACAGCUUUGGCUGCUUUCCGAGCCAAGAUCGCCAAGGCUGCACUUGCCGAGGCUCUGGAUCGGUUCCUGGCCACUGGGAGCGCCGAGCUGCCUGGACCUGCUCCCGAACCUCUGCCACAGGGUCGGAGUGCAGGUGGGGCGCUAAUCGGUCAGCGGGGGGCAGGAGAAGGGGCAGCAGGGGUAGGUGGGGCGGGUACGGCGGGUGGGGCAGGUGGAGCACUGAAAGGGCUUCCUGCAGUGAGAAGGAGGAGAUUCCUGAUGGGAGGAGACAGCAGCGAUUCAGAGGAGGACCAAGGAGUGGCGGCAGUAGAGGCUCGGAAGAGGGUGAAGCAGGAGGAGGGCGCGCAGGGAGGAAGGGAGCGGCAGAGGAAGGGGUUGGGACAAGAGGUGGCUGUUGAGGGGAAGGGAGAGAAGAUGGAAGGGAAGGAGAGGAGGGUGGUGAAACGGGAGUGGGAGCAGGAGGAGGAGCGGGUGGCGAUGCAGCAGGGGAAGGCAGGGAGGAGUGGGAGAGAGGGGAAUGAGGGGAGGCAGAUGCAACAGCUCGUGGAGCCAGAAUUGGUGGGAGAAGCAGGGGUCGUUGGGCUUUCAGGUGAACCGUCAGGUGGUUUUUCAGGUGAUGUGAAGCCGGACAGGAGAAGUCCGCCCCACAACUUCUCCAAGCGCUCUCACUCGCCCACUGCACCGCUCUCACCCCCACCGCUCUCCACCGCUUCCUUUCCUCUCGCCCAUCCCUCUCUGCCGUCAUCAUCACUGGUUGCCCCCGACUCGCCCCUCUCGCCGCCUCCUUCCCACACCUCCUCUUCCUCACCCUCUCACCUGCACGCACACUUGUCCAAGCCCCCACGAGGAGCCCCACUGGCAGCAGCAGCAGCAGCGUCACUGGCCAGGGCAAUCGCAGCAGCCAAUGUGGAUGGGCGGUCGCAGAAGGGGGGUGCCCGAGCUUCUGGGGGGGGUGGAAGGGCAGCAGGAGGGGGAGUCUCACGUGGUGCUGCUGGCGCUGGUGCCGGUGCUGCCCGUGGUGCUGCUGGUGCUGCUGCUGCUGCUGCUGCUGCUGGUGUUGCUGCUGGUGGUGGUGGUGCUGGUGGCAAGAGGUUGGGUAGAGGAGCAGGGGGAGGGUUGGGGACUGGAGGGAGUAUGGCUCAUCUGCCUGUUGCUUCAUCGAAUGCAGGCAGUGGUCAGUCCAGUGCCGCUGCUGCUGCUGCCUCUGCUGAUUCCGGGGGGAGAAGCCAUGGGAAUGCAGGCAGGGUAGGCGCAGGAGGAGCAGGGGGGGCAGCGGGAGCAGGUGGGGCAAGGGGAGCAGGAGCAGGGGGAGCAGGAGGGUUGGGGGGCGGAGAGAGGGGUUGGGAGAGGAGGGGCGUGGAGAGACGGAGGGAGACAGAUGGGGAUGGGAAGUGGGGGAAGGACAGGCAAAGGGGGGGCAUGGAAGGGGCGGGUAAGGACAGAGGCAGGUCGGAUCUACAGCAAGAGAGGAAGAAGGGCGGCAUGCUGCCGCCCACUGGGGGGCGGCUGUCCCUCAAAUCCAGCUCAGGACAGGGCGCGCCAGGGGGAGGUAGACCUGGGGCAGGGCGGACUGGCGCAGGGGGAGGAGCCAGUGGGGGAGGAGGCUGGGGGGCGGGGGGGCAGGCGGGGGCAGGGGGGAGAGGGGGCGGAGGGGGAGGGGUGGGGGAGAGGAGGGAAGGGUUCAGGUCGCCGCCUGCAGUGGGGAGGGGGUUAGGGAGGGGGGAUAUGGAGGGGGAGGCGGUGCGAGUGCUAGAGAGGGAGAUAGGGGGGGCCAUUCGCAGGCUGCAAGAGUGGGACAAGCAACACUACUUCUCCAGGGGGAUUCUGCUGGAUGCAGCACCAGGCGCAGCAGUAGGAAGUGGGGCCGGUCGCAAGGGGCGACUCUCCUUGGAUCUGCCCACUCUGGAGAGGCGGUUGAAGGAGGGCGUGUACAGUGACGCUUCUGGCUCCGCUGCUGCCAUUGCCCGUGCCGCUGCUUCGACUGGAACCACUGCAGCAGGAGGAGGAGGAGGAGCAGGGGGGAGUGCAGGGGGUGCCUUGACAGCAGUGGGAGGAGCAGGGUUGGCUGGUGGUUCUGCAGUGGUAGGGAGUGCAGCGGCAGUGGCGGCGGCGGCGGUGGCAAUGGGUGUGAGGGUGAACGGGCUCGCUCGAUUCGAGAGUGACAUUCAGCUCAUGUGUCGCAGCGUGUUCACCAACGUGAAUGAGAAGUCCCCCAUGUAUCGGGCAGCGCGCCAACUCUUCGCUCUCAGCCGUUCCACCAUCGACGGCAUUAAGACCAGCUUUCUCACCGCCCUUGCGGCGACACAUAUGGCUUCCAGUGAUCGCCCUGCUUCUGCUUCUGCUGCUGCUGGCAGCAGUUUUGGAGGUGCUGGUGGUGGUUUCAGUGGUGCGAGUGGGGUAGGGGCUGGGUCUCGAAUGGUGUUGGGGAGGGGGAAUGGGCCUGUUUCUGCGAGAACUGGAGGGAAGAGGGUGAGAGAGGGAGCAGGGGUGAGACGAGUGAGUAAGAGGAGGAAGAGUGUCGCUGAUUCGGAUAGCAGUGGGUAUCAGAGUGAUUCGGAGGAGGAGGGGAGGUUUGGGUAUGAGAUGGAGGAGGAGGAGUGGAAGGGAGAUUCGGGCCGAAACAUCUGGUCAGAAUCAGAAGAGGAGGACGAGGAGGAGGAGGAUGAAGAGGAGGAGGAGGAGGAAGGAGAAGAGAGAGGGGAUUCGGACUUGGACGAAUUCGAAUCGGCGGAGGAGGAAGGUUCUGAUGCAGCCUCCUCCCCCGCCUCCUCUGCUUCAGAGGGAGAGGAGGAGCCUGAGAGUGAGUCAGGCUCAGAUGCCCAGUCGUCUUGCUCCCUGGGUGGGUCUGGAUCGGGUCCUGUGGUGGUGGUGAAUGUGGCUGAUGAGGAGAUGAGGAGACAUUGGGGGAACAGGAUGACAAGGGCCGCCAUGGUGCCGCCAGUGACUCGGCAGUACGAGGUGGUUGAGGAGUAUGUGAUUGUGGAGGAGGAGGAGGGCGUGCGGAGGAAGAUGCGCGUGGAGCUGCCCGCUGGAUUUGCUGAGAAGGCCCGGCAGGCGCAGGCCAUGGUUGAUGCUAACAGGUACAUACACCUGGAGCUGCCAGAGGUGAGGGAUUGGCGGCCGAGAAAGGCAGUGGGGCCGGAGGUGGGCGAGCAGGAGGUGUACGGCAUCGACCCCUACACACACAACCUGCUGCUGGACACGCUGCCUUUCAUGCCUCCUACUGAGACGGACGAGGAGAGGCACUCCUUUAUCGAGGAUCCUGUAGUAGGGGCAUUGGGGAUCGCCUGCACCCCUGCAGUGCCUGCACCCAGCGUUACUGGCAGCGUCCUUGAGGGGAAAAGUGCCCCUGGAACUCGACUUGAUGCCCGUGGUGGCCCGGCGCUCAUGAAGAUUGAUGCGGACAAAGAGGGCGACCACGCUCUGAUCCUCAUGCUUGCUUCCCCUCUCUCUUUCACCCACACAAACCCAUACCCGCCUACAGCACCUGCUCCCAGCACUCAAUCAACUGGCCGCAUCUUUCCGAGGCAAGCACUCAAUCAACUGGCCGCAUCUUUCCGAGGCAAGGUCCCCUUGGAGCUGGAUCUGAUGCCCGUGGUGGCGCUCAUGAAGAUUGAUGCGGACAAAGAGGGCGACCAUCGGCUCUUGCCAGCACUCAAUCAACUGGCGGCGUCCUUCAGAGGCAAGGUGCCCUUGGAGCUCGACUUGAUGCCUGUGCGCCUGCUGCCUGCCCUGAACCAGCUAGCAGCCUCGUUCAGAGGCAAGGUCCCCUUGGAGCUGGAUCUGAUGCCCGUGGUGGCGCUCAUGAAGAUUGAUGCGGACAAGAAGGGCGACCAUGCGCUGAGGGACCUGUGCAAGACGCUUUACUCCGCCAUGCGGGCACGGAGGAACAUGAAGAAACCCGACAAGUACCUGGCUUACAGGAAGCGCCGGCUCGGCUCUCGUCCUGCUUCUGCUCUCACUCCUGCUCCCCCUUCCUCUCCUGUUCCUGCUUCUGCUCUCACUCCUGCUCCCCCUUCCUCUCCUGUUCCUGCUUCUGCUCUCACUCCUGCUCCCCCUUCCUCUCCUGUUCCUGCUUCUGCUCUCACUCCUGCUCCCCCUUCCUCUCCUGUUCCUGCUUCUGCUCUCACUCCUGCUCCCCCUUCCUCUCCUGUUCCUGCUUCUGCUCUCACUCCUGCUCCCCCUUCCUCUCCUGUUCCUGCUUCUGCUCUCACUCCUGCUCCCCCUUCCUCUCCUGUUCCUGCUUCUGCUCUCACUCCUGCUCCCCCUUCCUCUCCUGUUCCUGCUUCUGCUCUCACUCCUGCUCCCCCUUCCUCGCCCGUUCCCGCUUCUGCUCUCCUGCAUCUGCUCCCUGCCGGCCUGGGUGUGGUGUGCAAAGCCCCUAAGGGCAUCCCUAAAGAAGAUUUCGUGGUGGAGUUCUUUGGGGAGGUGUACCCUCCGUGCCCGCCUUGGCUGGGUCUGGGCGUGGUGUGCAAGGCGCCUGAGGGCAUUCCCAAGGAGGAUUUCGUGGUGGAGUUCUUUGGGGAGGUGUACCCUCCGUGGCGGUGGCACGAGAAGCAGGACGGCAUUCGCAUGAUUCACAACAAGGAGGCUGUUUCUGAGUUUUACAACAUUCUGCUGGAACGGCCAAAGGGUGACGAGGCGGGGUACGAUGUGUUGGUGGUGGAUGCCAUGCAUCGAGCCAACUUUGCUUCUCGCCUCUGCCACUCCUGCAGCCCCAACUGCGAAGCCAAGGUGGUGGCAGUGGAUGGGUCAUAUAUGAUUCACUCGGCACCUCAUUGCUCUCCCUCCUUUCUCCCAUACUUGCCUUUUUUCAGGGUGGUGGCAGUGGAUAUGUUUUACAUGAUAGGUGUGGUGGUGGCAGUGGACGGGUCGUACAUGAUCGGGGUGUACGCCAUCCGCCACAUCUUGCCAGGGGAGGAACUCACAUUCGACUAUAACUCUGUCACUGAGAGCGUAGAAGAGUACAAGCAGGCCGUAUGCCUAUGCGGCCACCGCUACUGCAAGGGCAGCUACCUGCACCUGGGGGGAGGGCAGUCGUACACGCACGUGAUAAGCCAGCACCAUGCGGUGGUGCGGCGGCAUGCGCUGCUGCUGAUGGCGUCAACAGGGGGAGGCAUCACGGAGGCCGAGGAGAGUGCUUUGCGCCGGGCUGGCAUUGGCAGCAGCUUGCUCACUGACCUCCCAGAUUGGGCCAUCCGCUACACUGCCCUGCUUAUGGAGUUCAUCGAGGAGGAGAAGUACCUACUACCGGAGCUGAUAGUAAAGGAGCGGUUGGGCGAGAGGGAAAAGCAGGGCAGGCACAGGCGUCCCUCUGAUGCCGCCGCCGCUGCUGCUGCUGCUGCUGCUGCUAGCGACUCUGCUGGUGCCAGGGCGGCUGUUGCUGCUGGUGGUGCUGCUGCUGCUGCUGCUGCUGAUGGCCCUGCUACUGGCGGUAAUGGUGCGGGUGCUGCUGUUACUGGUAACGAUGCUAAUGGUGGUGGCACUGAGAGGGAGCAGGGAAAAGGGGCGGAUGAAAAGGUAGGAGGAGGAGUGUGUAAAGUUGAGGAGGGAGAAGGAGAGGGAGUGGGAGGUGGAGGCGGAAGAGGGGGAAUAGGGGAGCUUGCUUCUGGUGCUGCUGGUGUGAAUGGUGGGAGGCGCGAUGGGAGUGGGGAUGGGAAGGAGGAGGAAGAUGAGGCAGAUGUGAAGGCGGCUGCAGCAGGAAUUGAGAGGAUGGAUAUGGCAGGGAGAGGCAGGGAAGCGGAUGGUGGUAGCGGCGGCGGUAGUGGUGGUUUUGCUGCUGCUGAUGCUGGUUGUAGGGCCAAUGGCAGUGCAAAAGGUGCCGUUGCUGGUUGUGACAUUCGUGCUGUGAAUGGUUUUCACAGCAAGUCAUUGAAGAAUGCUGGUCUUGCUGCUAGUGCGGUUGGGAACGGUGCUAGAGACGGCGCGAGCGGUGCAGAGGGGCAUGAUUGCAAUGAUGGCAACGAUGGUGAUGCCAAGGGUUGUGAUGGCUGGAGGAGUGUACCUAGAGGAGGCCGAGGGCGUCUACCAAGGCACGCUGCAGAACCUGGCCUCAAGUCGCUCUCUCUGUUGCCUUCUGCUCCCCCUUCUCCUUUCGCUUCUCCCCACCCUCAGGCUGAAGGAGUCUACCUAGGUCGCUUACAGAACCUAGCGAUCACAAUGGACAGGGUGCGAUACUGCCUCAAGUCGCUGUACGGAGAUCCCAAGGCCGGCCCGCCGCCCCUGCGCCUGGUGACGGGGCACAAGGUCGUGCGCAAGGUGUGGGGCGGCGAGGGCUCCGUGGUGGCCGUGCUGCUGCCUCUCUUGGCUGAAGGAGUGUACCUGGGGAGACUCCAAAACCUGGCAAUUACAAUGGACAGGGUGCGAUACUGCCUCAAGUCGCUGUACGGAGAUCCCAAGGCUGGCCCGCCGCCCCUGCGCCUGGUGACGGGGCACGAGCUCGUGCACAAGGUGUGGGGCGGCGAGGGCUCCGUGGUGGCCGUGCUGCUGCGCUGCAUCGCCCUGCACCUCGACCGCCCGGCGUUUGUGGCGUUCCGGCAGCGCGUGAGGGAGAGGACACCUAAACCCAAUGCUCACGCGCUCAAACGCAGCCUGUUGUGGCUGCGGGAUGAGCUACUUCAGCUGCCCGUGACUGCAGGCAGCCGAAACGACGCAGCGGCCGAUCUGAUCCAUCUAUACGCCUACACCACCAACGUAUUCGCCUUGCACGAGUACCCCCCUUUCGACUCCCCACCCAUGACCAUAGUCGCAUCUGACCUCGGCCGAAACAUCGCCUCGCCCUCUCCCUCCGUCCCACCGCCCUCCUCCUCCUCCUUCGCACAAUACCCGCAGCAAGACGAGUGGGAGUGGGUGAAGGAAUACGACAGCGAUUACAUUUACGGGCAGCUGAUAUUUUGGUUCAAGCAGACGCUGGUGGAUCCGGGCAAGGCGUUGAGGGCGUUGAGAAGGGGGUGUCUUCUCUUGCCAGACCCAUCGUCUUGUUACUCCAAGAACCCGCUGCAAGCUCUGCCGAGGGCGUAUGGGCAGAGGGAGAGGAGGUCGCUGCUGCAUCGCAUGGUGAGCUCUGUCAGUGAUGAGUUAUGUUGA
This is a messenger RNA of Closterium sp. NIES-65, 17961 nucleotides long. The record is from the annotation of a GenBank genome assembly. Lineage: Eukaryota; Viridiplantae; Streptophyta; Zygnematophyceae; Desmidiales; Closteriaceae.